AUGGCUACCACGCGCAAAAAUCUUGUACUUCUUGCUAAAACCGCAGAAGAAGCCGAACGCUACAAAGACGCGGCUAAAAUUAUGAAGGCUAUUGUUCAUACAGGCAAAGAGCUAGAUGACGAGGAGCAGACUCUCCUUUAUGACAUCUACAGACAUUUGGCUCAUAAUCUCAAAGUUUCAUUGAAAAACUUGUCGCCUCUUGUACAAGAAGAAACAGACAAACACAAUUCCAAGCAUCUUCACUUGGUACAAAAACAAAUAUCUCAAAUCAAAAAAGAGCUAAUCAACACUUGCUGUGAUAUAAUUGAAAUCCUAGAAGAAGAUCUUAUUCCCACAACAACGUCAAAUAAAAACAAGGUUAUUUACUACAAGAUGAAGGGGGACUAUUACAAUUACUUAAUUAAUCUUUACAGCGGACCUCAGCAUGACGAAAUUGUCCAAGAAGCUUUGGAAGCCUAUGUUUUUGCAUUUAACAUUGCCAAUAAAAAUCUUUCUCCUACAGAUCCUACCAGACUUGGUGUUGCCAUAAACUUUUCAGUAUUUUAUCAUGAAGUUAUUAAAUCCACUAAAAAAUCCUGCGAAAUUGCACAACAGGCUUUUAACAGUGCCUUUGAAGCCCUCGAUACAUUGACAGAAGAUAAUAACCAGAAAACGAUUGCUUCCAUGGAGAUUUUACGUGAUAAUAUAUCUAUCUUUAGCUCUGAAAAAUCCAAAGACUAA
This is a messenger RNA of Magnusiomyces paraingens, 720 nucleotides long. RefSeq lists its product as uncharacterized. The record is from RefSeq and is a predicted model, not a curated record. Gene Ontology annotation, cellular component: cytoplasm. The transcript has a single exon. The coding region runs from base 1 to 720 and encodes 239 amino acids. NCBI's taxonomy places the organism in Eukaryota, Fungi, Ascomycota, Dipodascomycetes, Dipodascales, Dipodascaceae. Gene Ontology annotation, biological process: signal transduction.